CCUGGACUUUGUAACUUACAUUGUACACCUUAUCUCUAACGCCUUUAUAAGAUCACAUAAUUCAACAGUCCAAAAGGAACAAACGUGCAUCAUGAAGGCUUUGGUUUUCCUUCUCCUCUUUAAUUGGUCUGCUGGUUUUCUUCUCGAUAGCUUGGACCAGCAAGCGUGUUUUGGAGAUUUAGGCUGUUUUAGUACUGCACCUCCAUUUAGAAGUGUAGAGCGGCCGAUUGACUUGUUACCCAAAAGUCCAGCGGAACAACAAAUAAAGUUUUACUUGCACACAAGAGAAAAUCCCUCAGUGUCCUCAGAGGAACAGCUACAGGUGGGAGGUGGAGUAGGCAGCAGCCAUUAUUCCGGAUCCCGGAAAACUAAAAUCCUCGUUCAUGGCUUCACUCACAAUGGCCAUCGUCAAUGGCUUCUCAAUCUUGCCACAUCUCUGUUGAAGAAGGAAGAUCUGAACGUAAUUAUCGUUGACUGGGGUCACGGUGCAGGGAUUCCUUACACCCAGGCUACAGCCAAUACUCGCGUAGUUGGAGCCUAUAUUGCUAAACUGAUCCAGGAGUUGUCUACCGUGGGGCCUUCACUGGCUGACUUUCACAUCAUCGGUCAUAGUUUGGGUGCCCACAUCGCAGGAUACGCUGGCGAAAGACUAAAAACACUGGGACAGAUUACAGGAUUGGAUCCAGCAGACCCAUAUUUUCAGGGCACAGAUGUUCGUGUGAGACUCGAUCCGAGUGAUGCGGCAUUUGUUGACGUUAUUCAUACCGACGGUUCAAGCAUAGUACAGUUGGGAUUUGGUGUCAUGCAGCAAGUGGGUCAUGUAGACUUCUAUCCAAAUGGAGGGGCUAAUCAGCCCGGAUGUGAUUCGGAUUUUUUUGGAAAACUGUCUCACACCGUAUGGACGGCAGUUACUCAGUUAGACACGUUAGCGGCGGAAGGUGCGGUGGCUUGCAGUCAUGAGAGAUCUUACGUCCUUUACACGGACUCCGUUAAUAGUCAAUGUCCCUACACUGCUUAUCCGUGUACAAGUGCGUCUGAGUACGCUGCAGGUCGUUGUCUUUCGUGUACCGGAACCGGAUGUUCGGAGAUGGGAUAUAACGCCAAAAAUUACUCUGCCAGGGGAUCGUUUUACCUCGACACUGCAUCUGCUAGUCCUUUCUGCGAAUUCCAUUAUCAAAUUAACAUUACUGGCCGAAACAACAUGGAUGGCACAAUUAAUAUUGUCUUACAAGGAACCAAAGGCAGGUCUGCUAACAUACCAUUGAUGACGUCAAGUGAGGUACACACAAAAGGACAUAUUAUCUCCAAAUUUGUCAAAGUCCCUACCGAUAUCGGCCCAUUAACAAAUAUUGCUCUGGAAUAUGACAAAACCACUAAUAUAUUGACGGGCUGGGCGUACCCAAACGACUGGCAGCUAGUAGGCAUGUCCAUAUUAAGCGCUGAGGAACAGAAAAUGUACACAUUCUGCGCAUACGGAAAGACUUUAACAAGUCACAAACCAAUUGCUUUGGGACUAACAGGCACGUGCUGAGUUAUUGUUUGUGUAAUAGAAUAAUAAAAUCUGACUGAUA
Molecule: messenger RNA, 1571 nt
Organism: Ostrea edulis (European flat oyster)
Lineage: Eukaryota; Metazoa; Mollusca; Bivalvia; Ostreida; Ostreidae
Product: pancreatic triacylglycerol lipase-like
Exons: 9
Coding region: 92-1531 (479 amino acids)
Biological process (GO): lipid metabolic process
Molecular function (GO): protein binding; triacylglycerol lipase activity
Source: RefSeq, a predicted model, not a curated record